This is a messenger RNA of Colletotrichum higginsianum IMI 349063, 2781 nucleotides long. RefSeq names its product Transcriptional xre family. The record is from RefSeq and is a predicted model, not a curated record. Lineage: Eukaryota; Fungi; Ascomycota; Sordariomycetes; Glomerellales; Glomerellaceae. The transcript is spliced from 6 exons. Gene Ontology annotation, molecular function: ADP binding; protein binding. Bases 1 to 2781 code for a protein of 926 amino acids.
AUGGCACAAACCCAAGACACGCCAAUUGCACUGGUCUGGGGAUGUAUUGAGAUUAUAUUGCGGACAGCGGUGCGGUUCGUUUCAACAUUUGAGACGAUCACCACCAUGCUGGAAACCCUUAGUUCGACCGUGACCAAAAUGAACCGUUACCUGAGGUUACUCCCCCAAAGCGAGUCGUUGAAGAACCAUGUUCGAUCUGUUUUGGAUGAGUUUGUCAGCUUCUGCAUCACGGCUAUUGAUUUCUAUGAGAAACUGAGAUGGUACACUCCUAUCAAAUUCAUCUGGAAGCCACUUCACGAGCACUUCAAGCAGGCAUCGACCAGGAUCACAGUCUGCGUCAAUAGUUUUGACCAAGAGGCUAGCAUUGCAGUUGACGAAGUCACGGUAAAUGGUAUCCAGAGUAUCGAGCGCCGACUACACGACUCGGCAGUCCCUCCUGUGGCCACCAAGGCGGUCUUUCAAGUGGACUUUGCAAGAAACGGUUUCUUCACGGGACGCAAGACUGAGCUUAGCAGAGUUCACGACAUGUUCAUAUCAGCACGUCAUGCGGGUUGCCAAAGGGCCUGUACAGUUCACAGCAUGGCCGGAGUAGGCAAAACUCAAUUCGCACUGGAAUACGCUUAUCUCUUUAGGAAAGGAUUUGACUUCGUGUUUUGGCUACCAGCUCAGCAUGGGCCAACUCUCGCUCAGAGAUUUGCAGACAUAGCUAAGGUCACUACUGCUCAGAAAGGCCAUCAGCCAUCCUUUUUACAGCAACUUGAAAUGAAUGCUUCUAUCCAGCAGUCCAAAGACUGGCUUGAGAAAUGCGAAGGGGAAUGGCUGCUGCUGUACGACAACGUGGAAGAUUGGGAAACCAUUAAGCCCUACUGGCCAGCUGGCCAGAAGGGAUCGAUCCUGAUCACUACCCAGAACUUAGAGCUUGUUCAGAUCUCUGAAGGCUACGAGAUUAGCCUCACUCCUCUUCCGACCGACGAAGGAGCCUCGCUGCUGCUCAAACACCUUCGGAAGAUGGACAAUGCAACCAAAGGCGAAGACUUUGAGACUGCAAAAGAAAUAUCCCGCAUUCUUGGAGGACUUCCGGUUGCAAUUUCCCACAACGCAGGCUAUAUUGAAAAGUCUCAGAGAACCCUGCGCGAGUUCGUCGACAAAUAUGCCACCAUGGAGGAGUCCCGCCACAUAUGGUCCCAGGACUGCAGAAGCUGGACCAAUCAAUACGAGCGGACCUUGGAGACGACCUGGGAUCUUGCCUUGAGCGAACUGAAUUGCGAGAUACGCGACUUGACAAAUGUCUUGGCAAUGCUGGACCCAGACAGCAUUUCGGAAGACAUGCUAUUCAGUGGUUGGGAUGCCAAAAAUGCUUCGCCUGAAGAUUCGAUUAUCGCCUUGGGCAAAAGAUGUCUCGUACGAAGACAAGAUAUCGCGGGUCGCAUAGUCUGGACCAUUCAUCGCGCCCUGCAGCGAAGUCUGCUGCAUCGCCUAGACGAAGACCAUGGAGCUAGACAGAAAGUCUUUGAAGCCACUUUCAAGAUUGUUCGACGGGCCUUUCCAAGGAAUUCGAGCAUUCAAGCACCAUCCAACGAGAACUGGCACGCAUACGCUGCCAAUCUGAGCCAUGUUUUGCAUCUGCAGGACGUAUACAGAAGCAGCCGAGAUCACAUCCGAGUCCCACGCGAGUUUCCGGGUCUCUUGAUGGAUGUCGGCAAUUAUCUAUGGGAACGUGGCUUUUACCUCCAGGGGAUUGAGUCCCUUAGACUUGCCAUUCAAGUUCAAGAAGAGUCGCCAGGCCAGGACCUCAUGGAGCAAUCCAAGAUUUGCACUCUCCUUGCCGCUCUCCUCCAUGAGCUCGAUGCUAGUGGACGGGAAGAGUCGGAGGAGUUAUUUGUUCGUUCGUUAAAACAAAGAAAGCAGUGCAUCAACGACUGGACUCGAAGGGGGCUGGCAAUAGCUGACGACGACCUUAUCCUAUGGGCCAACGCGUGGAAUGAUAUUGCCUGUGUCAUGCUCAGGGAAGGAUGCUACGAUCAGGUCGACAUCGUCUUAUUUAGGUCAAUCGAGCUUAAACAGAAACAGGGCAUUCCCGAGGACAAGUCGGCAGCUUUCAACUACGCUGUAAACUACUUAAAUCUCGGGUAUCUCAGAACAGCGCAAGGUCGGCAUACCGAGGCCAUCAUCCUCUCUGAAAGAGCGGAAAGCAUGAUGGUAGCUGCCAUGGGCGCGAGGAGUCCAGCAGCCCAGCUUUUCGCCCAGACCCACGCAUGGGCCCUGUAUUCUGCAGGUCGACUACACGAAGCACUGAUCAAACAUGAAAGGGUACGACAAGCGAGGAUCAAGAUCUUUGGCAAAAUGAAUGCUCAUACACUGAAAAGCUACUACGCUUGCGGCGUUGUACAUCACUGUUUGGGCCAGCUCGAUGAGGCAGAACUGAUGCUCUCCCACUGUUUGACAGUUCCUAUCAGUGGCGAUUGGAGUUUGAACUGCGUGCCCCGUGUCAAGUUCCGUUUGGCCAUGGUCAUGGAGGACAAUGGCAAGAGCUAUUCCGAAUCGCAAAGCCUCAAGGCCGACGCCCGACGGAUACAUGAGGACCUUAGCCAGGAUCCUCUGCCAUUCGAAAUUACGGACGGGGAGGACCCCGACGAAAUGGUCAUAUAUGAUCACAUGGUGCCCUGCGAAGGGGGUAGAAGCACGAUUGGCCGCCUUCACACCGAACUCGCCAGCCUGCCUCUGAUUGCGGAGGUACUUAAACUAAUAUUCGGCGGCUGUGUUACCCCAAUAUGCACAUAA